AGUGACUCAUCUCUGCUGGAGAAGUCACAAAGCUGCGAAGACGGUCGGGUGCAGCCAAUACUUCUUUUUUUGUAAGUGGAACUGCACAACACUAUUUCUGGAGAAUCUGGAUUUUGAUACUGGGUGCAUAAAGAGGACAAACCUGGAUAUAGCCCUGAAUAAAAUGACAACAUUCACUGUAGGAAAAUCAUCGCAUAACAAAAAUGAUGCUAAGAAUGCUUCCCUUGCAAUGAAGAGCAGACAGCAAGUUAUUAAUGAGGUCAACAAGCGAAGAACCCUUUUACAAGACAAUAGCUGGAUAAAGAAAAGGCCUGAGGAGGAAGGCACCAAUGAAAACUAUGGCAAAGUGGUUCUUAAUCAGUAUAAAUCACAAGAAAGCUUGCACAGGAACCUAGAAGGGGAGAAUGAUGAGAAAGCUAGGCUUAAUCGAUAUAGAUCUGAUACUACUUUAGACAGGAUUUCGGGCAGAAGUGGUACUGAUAAGGCAAAUAUCCCACCUGUCAUAGAUAGCAGGAUAAAUAAAAGGUACCAAGACGUGGAUGACUAUAUCAAAGUGAAUCGUACCUCUAAAUGGGAAGAGAAGUGUUGUGACCUGGAGAGUCUAAUUGCAGUCAAAGAUAACAGCAAGGAGGGAAACCAAGAUCUGGAUGACUUCAUCAUAGUAAAUUGUACAUUUGAGCCAAGUGACAAGAGAUCCCAAGACCUACACAAUCUCAUCAAAGUGAAUCAUAUGUCUAAUCAGUUCAGAAAGGACGGAUGUCAGGAUUUGGAGAAUCUCAUCGAAGUGAAUCGUAUAUCAAACCAGAAAGACACAUUCUCUGGCCUGGACAGUUUCAUUGAAGUCAAAGAUAAAAACAAUCAAAGGGCUAUAGACAGAGAAUUGUGUACCUAUUGCCGGAAACCAUUGGGCACAAAUACUAAAAUGAUUCUCGAAGCGCUACAGAUUUGCUGUCAUGCGACUUGCUUCAAGUGUGAAAUCUGCAAAACAACUUUAGAAAACCUGGAGGCAGGAGACAGUAUCUGGAUUUACAAGAACAGAGUACACUGUUCACCGUGUUAUUCUAAAGUUAAAGCCACAUGGACGUACUAAUCAUGAAUGAACUCUGAUCAAACAUAUCUGAGCUCAGAUAUUCCAGCAAUCUUUAUUUGUAUCUGAAAAUUGUAUUUUUUUAGAAUAAGAUAUUUCAAAAAUCCACAUUAGGCAUUUGAGCAUAAAAUAAAAUCAUUUCUAAAUGAAA
Messenger RNA from Crotalus tigris (Tiger rattlesnake), 1238 nucleotides. RefSeq names its product sciellin-like. Gene Ontology annotation, cellular component: cytoplasm. Bases 164 to 1090 code for a protein of 308 amino acids. The transcript has 15 exons. Gene Ontology annotation, biological process: epidermis development. NCBI's taxonomy places the organism in Eukaryota, Metazoa, Chordata, Lepidosauria, Squamata, Viperidae. The record is from RefSeq and is a predicted model, not a curated record.